UGCGCAUGCGCACACUAGCUAUAAAGUUAACUCCAGAACUUCGUAGCCAGGAAAGUUCUGAUUUAUAAAAUAGCAAGGGAAACGUCACAGGGUUGACAUGGCGUUUCGCCGAAGAAACAAGAGUUACCCUUUCUUCAGUCAGGAAUUCUUAAUUCAAAACCAUGCCGACAUCGUCUUUAGUUUGGUGAUUUUCAUUUUGAUUGGACUGAUGUUUGAGGCAACAGCCAAGACGGCCAUACUGUUCAUUCAGCCUCAGUACAAUGUCACCACACUAUCACCAGAGGGAGAGGUGACUUUGUACCAUUACGGAUGGAAGGACUGUGCCACCAUCCUCUUCUAUUUCUUCAUCGCCAUCAUCUUCCAUGCAAUAGUGCAGGAGUAUCUUCUAGAUAAAGUGAACCGGCGUCUCCACCUCUCCAAGAGCAAGAACACCAAGUUCAAUGAGUCGGGUCAACUGUGUGUGUUUCACUUGGUUUCUAGUGUGUGGAGUUUUUACAUCCUCAUAACAGAAGGAUAUCUCCUGCAUCCCAGCAGCCUCUGGGAGAACUAUCCCCAUGUACACCUCAGGUACACUGUCACAGAUGUAUUAAGAUAUGAAGUCAGUACAACUUUGCCGUUUGUCUUUCAGGAGGAGCUCUCUCGUCAGCUGCAGUACAUCUGCUUGUAUCUGCUGCAUAUCUCUGCAGCCUAUUUAUUAAAUUUGAGCCGUGUGGGUCUUGUGCUCCUCUUCCUCCAGUAUGUGUCAGAGCUGGGCUUCCAUGUUGCCAGACUCUUCUACUUCACUGAUGAGAACCAUCAGAAAAUGUUUGACCUGUGGGCGGUCAGCUUUGUGUUUACACGGAUGGCCACUCUGACCCUGAUGUUCCUUGCUGUUGGGUUUGGUUUGGCUCGUGCUGAGAACCAGGAGCUGGAUUUGGAGACGGGCAACUUCAACACUGUAUUGAUAAGGAUGACUGUUUUACUGCUGGUAUGUUUCACCCAAUCUUGGCUACUCUGGAAGUUUAUCCGCUUCCAGCUGAGGCGUUGGAGGGAGUUCAGACAUGAGCAGGCUGUUCGCAAGAAGGCUUCCACAAAACAACCCCUACGAUCACUGAAGAGAGACUCACUUGGUCACCAUGAAAACGGACUUCUUAAAGCUGAGAACGGAGCCUCUCCUCGGACCAAAAAACUCAAGUCUCCAUAAAAUAACCCACUGACUGGCCUGAACAGCGGCCUUAGCCCAGGCUAAGGUUUCUCAUCAGCACAACAGUGAGGCUGGCAGCUAUUGGUCACCAAGCUUCCGGUUGAGUAAGUCCUGACAUGCUACAGGGACUCGCUCGCUGCAGACUUGAAUGCUGGAAAAUGAAAUCUAAGGAAAUCCUUGAGCCCAACAGACAUUACUCUUCUCAUCAUAACAGUAUUUUUAUACAUCCACACAGCCUGUUAUCCCACUUUAAGGAGCACUGUUGUAUGCAUAAUGAUUCAAAUAUAGAGCGAACACAGAGUGUGACAUGUGUGUCAAAUAUGAAUGUGUUGAUGCAUAUCUUCAUACACAAGUACUGUAUUGGUUUUAGUGCUGUCCGAUGUUGUUCACAGCUCUUAUCAUUGAGCCGGCUUUGCUUGUUUUCUAGUCUGGUCCAUCGGAGCAGAAUAACAUUACUGAUGAUAUAAGCUUACUGUACGCUGGCUUUAACGUGAUCCCUUCACAGCAGGGAAGGGAUUUUGGCCAACCAGUAGAGCGCUCACCUGGGCUUCUCCCAGUGAUUUACGUCUGUCUAAAAAUUGUAUAUGUCACUGAUCACCUAACAGAUAUGCAUCAAGUAUGUAUGUUGGCUAUUGCAGCAUGGCAUUCCAUGUUUUUUCCUUUUUAAUUGUUUUGUUAAUUACUUUAUUAAAUAAUGCAGUUUUCUGAAA
This is a messenger RNA of Monopterus albus (swamp eel), 1893 nucleotides long. RefSeq names its product translocation associated membrane protein 2 (gene tram2). Gene Ontology annotation, biological process: protein insertion into ER membrane; SRP-dependent cotranslational protein targeting to membrane, translocation. The transcript is spliced from 10 exons. The record is from RefSeq and is a predicted model, not a curated record. NCBI's taxonomy places the organism in Eukaryota, Metazoa, Chordata, Actinopteri, Synbranchiformes, Synbranchidae. Gene Ontology annotation, cellular component: endoplasmic reticulum membrane. Bases 98 to 1183 code for a protein of 361 amino acids.